Messenger RNA from Hyaloscypha bicolor E, 507 nucleotides. RefSeq lists its product as uncharacterized. NCBI's taxonomy places the organism in Eukaryota, Fungi, Ascomycota, Leotiomycetes, Helotiales, Hyaloscyphaceae. The annotation marks the transcript as partial. The record is from RefSeq and is a predicted model, not a curated record. The transcript has a single exon.
UUCAUCAACUACAGCGGUCCCGCCUCUGCCUUCCCCGAUCCCAGCCAAUGGGCCACAUACUCCUCUCUCUGGCAACAAAACUCAUCCCUAAUGUCCUACAACGACAGCGCCAACGAGAUCACCCUCAUCGGUUCAGCCAUCACUAUCGUAUCCCAAGAAUCCGGGAUCGACGCCCGUGUCAUCUUAUGCAUAAUCAUGCAAGAAUCUGGCGGAAACGUCAGGGUAGGAAAUACCUUCAACGGGGUCAAUAACACCGGGAUAAUGCAAGCAUUUAACGGAGUGUCGUUCAAUCCAAGUGAUCCGGCUGGCAGUAUUCUCCAGAUGGUGAGAGAUGGCACCGAAGGGACGGCGUCGGGACCUGGGCUGAAACAGGCAUUGGAGCGAUAUGGGAACUACUAUGUGGCGUUGAGGGUGUAUAAUUCCGGAUCUGUGGAUUUGAAUCAGUUGAAUAAUCCAUUGGGGGCCACGGCGAAUUAUGUGGUUAAUGUUGCGAAUCGGUUGAUGGGG